Molecule: messenger RNA, 3942 nt
Organism: Medicago truncatula (barrel medic)
Lineage: Eukaryota; Viridiplantae; Streptophyta; Magnoliopsida; Fabales; Fabaceae
Product: DNA repair protein RAD5A
Exons: 20
Coding region: 187-3237 (1016 amino acids)
Biological process (GO): DNA repair
Cellular component (GO): nucleus
Molecular function (GO): ATP binding; zinc ion binding; nucleic acid binding
Source: RefSeq, a predicted model, not a curated record
UUACUCCCGCCAUGUAACGCUCCUCAUCGCCGCGCCUCUUUCGUAAUUUACGAUUUAUAUGAAUUUUGAAUUUUCUUCAUCCUUUUCCCUAUCUUCAAACCCUUCCACUUUAAACUAAGAUAAACUAAGAUUUUUUUUUUCAAUUAAUUAAAAAAAAACUGAGAAAUUUUUAGGGUUAGGGUUUCAAUGGGGAGCAAGGUCACCGACCCCAAUCUCUCCACCGUCCGAUCCAUCGUCGGUUCCGAAUUCACCGACAUGGAAAUCAUCAGAGCCUUACACUUGGCCAAAAACGACGUCACUUCCGCCAUCAACAUCAUCUUCGAUACUCAACGAGUUUCUCUUCCAAAAUCCACUCCACGCGCUUCCAACACUCAACGAGGUUCUCCUCCGAAUUCAACCCCACGCGCCGUCGUCCCAGGCGCUGUCACUGCCACUGCCACCUCCAAGAGCAACGCUAAUGCAGAAAACAAUAAAUGCUCCGUCGAAUUGGAAUCCAAAGAUUGGUGGUUUGUCGGUUCAGGCGAAGUGGCGGGGUUGUCCACUUGUAAAGGGAGGAAUAUAAAAGCCGGUGAUAAAGUAAUUUUUAAGUUUCCACCCAAGAAGGUUUCGGUUUCGCCGUCUCCGGGAAAAGGUUUCGGUCGAGCAGCGGCAAGUUGUUCUGAGAUAGUGAGAUUUUCUAAUGAACAAGAUUGGGAGAUUGGUAGAAUACCGAACGAAUGGGCUCGAUGUUUAUUGCCAUUGGUGCGGGAUAAUAAGGUUAGGGUUGAAGGGAAAUGUGAAUUUGCGCCUAAUGUGUUGGGUAUCAUGGAUUCUAUCAAUUUGUCAAUCAGUGUCUUCAUCAAUAGGUCAAUGUUUGUUAAGCAUCAUCAGGUUUCUCUUAAGGAUGCUACGAAUUCGACAGAUGAAUCAGUGUUUCAUCCUCUUCCAGCCCUGUUUCGAUUGCUUGGCCUGAGCCCUUUCAAGAAGGCAGAGUUAACUCCUGGCGAUUUCUAUUCCAACAAGCGUCCUUUCAGUCAAACGGCCACAUUACUACAUGCCAAGUCUGAGCAUCCUUCUCAAAAUGGUAACGAGAAUGAAGACGAGGAUUCUGUUUCUGAAUUUGAUCUUGACAACAUUGUUGGUGUUGCAUCAAGUUCAGAGUUAGAGGAAAUGGACCCCCCUGGAAAUCUUCUCUGUGAACUGCGACCCUAUCAAAAACAGGCUCUUCAUUGGAUGGUUCAGAUGGAGAAGGGACGGGCAAGGGAUGAGACUGCAACAACCCUUCAUCCAUGUUGGGAGGCAUAUCGCCUGGCUGACAAGAGGGAGCUUGUUGUUUAUUUGAAUGCAUUUUCUGGUGAAGCCACAACAGAAUUUCCUAGCACCCUUCAAAUGGCCAGAGGAGGGAUUUUAGCAGAUGCUAUGGGGCUUGGAAAGACCAUCAUGACCAUAUCACUUCUCGUUGCCCAUUCAGGAAAGGGUGGAUCAUUAGGCAGUCAACCUAUCGCUCAGUCCUUUAUUGAAGGUGGUGAAGUUAGUGACACUGAUACAAUUCCAAAUCUUUCAAAGGUUCCAAAGAAGACAACCAAAUUUACUGGUUUUGAUAAAUCGACGAAGAAAAACACUUCUCUAACAAGCGGUGGCAACUUGAUAAUAUGUCCUAUGACUCUUCUUGGGCAGUGGAAGGCAGAGAUUGAAACUCAUGUGCACCCUGGGACUCUGUCUUUAUAUGUUCAUUAUGGACAAGGUAGGCCCAAAGAUGCUAAAAGUCUAGCUCAAUGUGAUGUUGUAAUUACUACAUACGGGAUUUUGGCCUCUGAUUUUUCCAGUGAGAAUGGAGAGAAUAAUGGUGGACUCUUCUCAAUUCGUUGGUUCAGAGUGGUUCUUGAUGAGGCACAUACUAUAAAAUCUUCUAAAAGCCAAGUUUCUAUGGCUGCCUCUGCUCUAAUUGCUGACAAUCGCUGGUGUCUUACUGGGACUCCAAUCCAGAACAACCUUGAGGAUGUUUACAGUCUUCUCCGCUUUCUGAGAAUAGAGCCUUGGGGUCAUUGGGCCUGGUGGAACAAGCUUAUUCAGAAACCAUUUGAGGGUGGUGAUGAGAGAGGAUUGAAAUUAGUUCAGUCCAUUUUGAAGCCUAUCAUGUUGAGGAGAACCAAACAUAGCACAGAUCGAGAGGGAAAGCCUAUAUUAGUUCUCCCUCCUGCCGAUAUGCAGAUAAUUUACUGUGAACCUACAGAAGCUGAAAAGGACUUUUAUGAGGCCCUAUUCAAAAGAUCUAAGGUAAAAUUUGACCAGUUUGUUGAGCAAGGACGCGUUCUUCAUAAUUAUGCUUCAAUACUAGAGCUGCUUUUACGUCUUCGGCAAUGUUGUGACCAUCCAUUUCUUGUAAUGAGUCGUGGUGAUACUCAAGAAUUUGCUGACCUAAACAAAUUAGCAAAGCGCUUCCUUAGAGGAACCUGUAAUGCUUCAGAAGGUGAAGUAAAAGAUGCACUCUCACGAGCUUAUGUUCAAGAAGUUGUGGAAGAGCUACGUAAAGGGGAGCAGGGAGAGUGUCCAAUAUGUCUUGAAGCAUUCGAAGAUUCAGUGUUGACGCCCUGUGCUCACCGCCUUUGCCGGGAAUGCCUCUUGGCAAGUUGGCGAAAUUCUACCUCUGGUUUAUGUCCUGUUUGUAGGAAAACAGUCAGCAAGCAGGAUCUUAUCACUGCCCCUACCGAGAGUCGAUUUCAGAUUGAUAUUGAGAAGAAUUGGGUAGAGUCAUGCAAGGUAACUGGUCUUAUGAAUGAACUUGAAAAUCUUCGCUCAUCAGGAUCCAAGAGCAUUGUUUUCAGCCAGUGGACUGCUUUUCUAGACCUCUUGCAGAUUCCCUUUACUCGGAAUAAAAUUUCAUUUGUUCGUCUUGAUGGGACAUUGAAUCUGCAGCAGCGGGAAAAAGUAAUCAAACAAUUCUCAGAAGACAGCGACAUACAGGUGUUGUUGAUGUCACUUAAAGCUGGUGGAGUUGGUAUAAAUCUAACAGCAGCUUCCAAUGCUUUUGUCAUGGAUCCAUGGUGGAAUCCAGCUGUUGAGGAACAAGCUGUUAUGCGUAUUCAUCGCAUUGGACAAACAAAGAAGGUGGCCAUCAAACGGUUUAUUGUGAAGGGGUCAGUGGAGCAGAGAAUGGAGGCAGUGCAAGCACGCAAACAACGAAUGAUUUCUGGUGCCUUGACUGAUCAGGAAGUUCGAUCUGCACGGAUUGAGGAGUUGAAGAUGCUUUUUACUUAGACCAAUGAGGUAGUGAAAACAUUGUUUUCUCACAGGUGCUCCUUCAUCAUUUUGCAUCACGUGGUUUUCUUCUCAAGUGCUUGUGUAUGGUGGAUAGUGGUGACUCGUAAGAUGGAAGUGCUUCUUCUUAGGUGGCAUGUGAGCCAGGGAGUUGUCCCAUGACUUGCAACGUCCAUUGGGACAGGUCAAGUUUUGGAAUGGGAAGGAUUUGAUGGGGGAACUCAUCUUCUAUACGGGGUUACUUACUUCUAUUGAGAGGGAUAAGGAGAACUCCCAUCUUUUUUUAUAUGGGACUUGAAAAUAAAGCCGAAGGAAGGGGCUGAUCAUUGUCAGAUAAAGGGGAAGGGAUAGAUUAUUUAAUAUAUUUUCAACACAGUUCUUGUUUUGUGUAUGUACCUAUGUAAUUCAUUAACUUGGAGGGGAGGAAUUUUUUUAGCUUUGAAGGAGGAUAAGAGGUCAUCCGUUCUUCCCGUACAUUAAAAAUCUCGGGGGUCAUUUCCCCUCUCCUCUUCCCCUUCUAACCUUCAUUCAAACAAUAGAUUGUAAUUAGGGUUCACUUGUUUUGUAUUAACUGUACAAUAGUCUGAACGAUCUAGUCAUGGUGAACAGAGAUUCAAAAGCACAUUUAUAGUAUGUUUACUUGUACCAUUUGCCGUAGUGGUAUCAGAUGCAACAGUUGUGCAUUUGUUUGUGUUGAACCAAAAA